AUGCAGGGACCACCAGGCCCGGUCGGUGCACCAGGUGAAUGGGGUUCUAUCGGUGAUCCCGGCCCAAUGGGUCUAGCGGGAACCAAGGGUGAAAAGGGUUAUUCCGGUCAGUUGGGCCGACAAGGUUUCAAAGGAGAACAGGGCAAUCCCGGGUUCAUGGGACCAAAAGGAGACAAGGGAGAACCGGGAUGCUACGGAGACCCAGGUGACAACGGAAUGCCUGGAAUGCCCGGAAUCUCCGGAAUCAAAGGGCUGCCAGGGUUUGCUGGUCGAAAAGGUGUGAAAGGUCAUCCGGGAUGGAGUACAGAAGGUGCUCAGGGACCAAGGGUAAGAAACAGCUUGUUUUCCAGUUCGCUCUGUAACCGAAGCUCAAACAUGCCGUUUGAAGUGUACACCUCGUGGUUCACCCUGCACUCAUUGCCUAAAGGAAUUGCGAUAUCAACAUUAUUUCUGAGUGGAGAACAUCGUCAUUAUUUACGGAGACUGCACUACAGUUCAGUAACAUGA
Echinostoma caproni is the source of this 507-nucleotide messenger RNA. The record is from the annotation of a GenBank genome assembly. NCBI's taxonomy places the organism in Eukaryota, Metazoa, Platyhelminthes, Trematoda, Plagiorchiida, Echinostomatidae.